AUCAUCCUACCAUUAAAAUUGUACUACAAACCUCUCUCCGUAUCACUCCAAGUUAUAGGUCACAUUGUCACAAUGUGGUCACCAAUUGUUCUACUGUUGUGCCUUAUUCCUCCUGUGUUCUUGCUAUUCUUCUUCCAAUACCGUAGAACCUUCAAGAACUCAAACCUUCCACCAGGUCCUAGAGGCCUUCCCAUAAUAGGGAAUCUCCAUCAGCUAGAUAGCUCGAAUCUUCAUCUUCAGCUAUGGAAACUCUCAAAGAAGUAUGGCCCUAUAUUUUCCCUUCAACUAGGUUUAAGGCCCGCCAUAGUGAUUUCCUCAUCCAAAGUGGCCAAAGAGGCACUUAAAACCCAUGACGUUGAGUUUAGUGGAAGACCAAAAUUACUUGGCCAACAGAAACUGUCCUACAAUGGAAAAGACAUAUCAUUUUCACCAAAUGGUAGUUAUUGGAGAGAAAUGAGAAAACUUUGUGUUGUCCAUGUCCUUAGCUCUAGACGUGUCUCGAGCUUUUCCUCAAUAAUAAAUUGUGAGGUUAAGCAAAUGAUAAAGAAAAUAUCUAGGCAUGCCUCAUCUUUAAAGGUUACAAAUUUGAAUGAAGUGUUGAUAUCUCUAACUUGCGCUAUUAUAUGUAGAAUUGCUUUUGGGAGAAGGUACGAAGAUGAAGGAACUGAAAGGAGUAGGUUCCAGGAGCUACUCAAUGAGUGUGAGGCCAUGUUGAGUAUCUUCUUUGUUUCGGAUUAUGUUCCAUUCUUGGGUUGGAUUGAUAAACUGAGUGGACUGCAAGCACGUCUUGAGAAAAGUUUCAAGGAGUUGGAUAAGUUUUCCCAAGAGGUCAUUGAGGAACACAUGGAUCCCAACAGAAGGACUUCAAAGGAAGAGGAUAUAAUUGAUGUCUUACUUCAACUGAAGAAGAAGCGUUCGUUUUCAACAGACCUCACUAUUGAUCACAUCAAAGCGGUGUUCAUGGACUUGCUUAUAGCAGCAACGGAUCCCACUGCAGCAACAACAGUUUGGGCUAUGACCGAACUAGUAAGACACCCAAGGGUAAUGAAGAAAGUUCAAGAAGAAAUUAGAAACCUAGGAGGUAAGAAAGAUUUCUUAGAAGAAAAUGACAUUCAGAAGUUUCCCUAUUUCAAGGCAGUGAUAAAAGAGACAUUGAGAUUAUACCCACCAGUGCCACUCCUUUUGCCAAAAGAGACAAAUGAAAAUUGCAUUAUAGAUGGUUAUGAAAUUGCAGCCAAGACAUUAGUAUAUGUGAAUGCUUUGGCUAUUCAAAGAGACCCUGAAAUAUGGGAAGACCCAGAAGAAUUUUUGCCUGAGAGGUUCUUAUACAGCACUAUAGAUUUUCGAGGGCAAGAUUUUGAGUUAAUUCCAUUUGGUGCUGGUCGUAGAAGUUGCCCGGGCAUGCUUAUGGCAACUGCCUCAUUGGAUCUUAUACUUGCUAAUCUUCUUUAUUUAUUUGAUUGGGAAUUGCCAGCAGGGAUGAAAAAGGAAGACAUCGAUACUGAAGUCUUGCCAGGACUUGUCCAGUAUAAGAAGAAUCCUCUUUGUAUUUUGGCCAAAUGUCACAUGUAAAAGUCUGUUAAAAUUGUAUUCUAUAAUCUAUAUAAUUUUGGGUACAGAAUCUAUAAUCUUCAUUUAUAUAUAUAAUAAAGGAAAUCAAGUGGUCUUUAAUGGGGUUGUUGCAGAUGGGCCUUUGGUUUUGCUAUCUAUUCAGCGAUUGUCAUGGUCCUGGAUACUCUCUAAUUCCAAUAUUUGUAGUACGUGGUAUUACUUUGCCAGUUGGUGCAAUGAUCCUUCUGUUGUUCUGAGGACUUUAGUUUCCUCUUGAUGCAAUUUUUGUUGUUCCUAUGGGUCA
Messenger RNA from Glycine soja, 1855 nucleotides. RefSeq names its product cytochrome P450 83B1-like. The record is from RefSeq and is a predicted model, not a curated record. Bases 73 to 1572 code for a protein of 499 amino acids. The transcript is spliced from 2 exons. Gene Ontology annotation, molecular function: oxidoreductase activity, acting on paired donors, with incorporation or reduction of molecular oxygen; monooxygenase activity; iron ion binding. NCBI's taxonomy places the organism in Eukaryota, Viridiplantae, Streptophyta, Magnoliopsida, Fabales, Fabaceae.